Molecule: messenger RNA, 1470 nt
Organism: Alternaria burnsii
Lineage: Eukaryota; Fungi; Ascomycota; Dothideomycetes; Pleosporales; Pleosporaceae
Product: cyclin pch1
Exons: 1
Coding region: 1-1470 (489 amino acids)
Molecular function (GO): hydrolase activity
Source: RefSeq, a predicted model, not a curated record
AUGGACUCCUCGCCCUCAGCCCUGAUUAAGUUUCUCCUUCCCAAAACACCGUUUUUGUUGAAGACGGCACUAUGGCACUCUAUAUCCAUGUCCCCAACGUCUUCGAAAUGGGACCUACGCACGGAAAUGACGGUCAACAUGCUUCGCGACAUGCUGGGCCCUAAUUCGACACCAACACCCAUCUCAAAGCUACAGCGUCUAACAUGUAAGGAACCAGGUGUCAAGGGAAAGGUCUGGGUCAGCAAGGUUCAACAGAGCGCACCAGAAGAAGACGAUGUACGGCAGAUGAUGUUCAAAGCUAUUGAAGAUAUGGGAACUGGGGAAGAGACCUGGACGAAGCCUGAGCAGCGACCUUUGGAAGCAGAAUGGAACGGAUACCGCGCAGAUGCCAAGAAUGAUGAGCCAGAACCCUCAUCCAUGAGCGAGGCAGAAAAAUACGAAAAUCUGGUAAAGGAAACGAAGAGUAAAGUCACAUUACUCUAUUUCCACGGCGGCGCAAUGUACCUCCUCGAUCCAGCGACAUCGCGUCCACUCACAGGCCGUCUCGCAAAAGAAACGGGUGGCCGCGUCUUCUCCGUUCGGUACCGCCUCUCGCCCCAAGGUCCUUUCCCCUCUGCGCUACUAGAUUGUUUCACAGCAUAUCUCACACUGCUCUCACCACCACCCGGGUCCUUCCACGCGCCCAUCCCCGCCAGCGAAAUCGUGUUCGGGGGCGACUCAGCAGGCGGAACAUGCUGUACCGCCUUGCUCCAACUACUCCUUCAAAUUCACCGUAGCACUCCCGCCGGCCAAACGCCCAGCGUCCGCUUCCACGGCAAAGACGUUGAGAUUCCCUUACCAGCCGGUCUUGCCCUGUCGUCACCUUGGAUGGAUAUAACGCGCAGUCUGCCCUCCGUCGAAGGAGGAGUCAAGUACGAUUACCUCCCUACGCCCAGCCAAGUCGAUUCCCGCGAGUUCCCCAAAGACGAUGGCGUGUGGCCCUCCAACCCGCCGCGCGCAGACCUUUAUUGCGAGGGCAGUGCAUUGAUGCAUCCGCUUGUGAGCCCUCUCGCCGCGAAAGAUUGGUCCAAAGCCCCGCCGCUUUUCUUCUCUGUGGGCGAGGAGAUGUUGAGAGAUGAGGGAGCUGUCGUGGCUCAGCGAUGUGUGAAGCAGGGUGUGACGGUUGUGUGGAGAGACUUUGAGGCUAUGCCGCACUGCUUUGGCAUGUUGAUUGAGAGUAACCCUGCUAGUGCCGUUCACUUUGAGGAAUACGGCGGGUUCUGCAGGGAUAUCGUUGAAGGCAAGAAAGUGCAGAGCAAUGGUGUGUUUAUUCAAGCCAAGACUUGCGAGAGGAGUGACAUGGAUGUUGAGAAUGGGUUGACGACGAUUACGGAUGAGGAGGUGGUGGGGUACAUGCAAAAAGGGAAAAACAGGAUCGAAACAAAGUUCAACAGGGGACAGGAUCCAUCUAGUGAGAGGCCUAUGCUCUGA